Messenger RNA from Aplosporella prunicola CBS 121167, 2547 nucleotides. RefSeq names its product glycosyltransferase family 1 protein. The transcript is spliced from 6 exons. NCBI's taxonomy places the organism in Eukaryota, Fungi, Ascomycota, Dothideomycetes, Botryosphaeriales, Aplosporellaceae. Gene Ontology annotation, molecular function: hexosyltransferase activity; UDP-glycosyltransferase activity. The record is from RefSeq and is a predicted model, not a curated record. Gene Ontology annotation, biological process: carbohydrate metabolic process. The coding region runs from base 1 to 2547 and encodes 848 amino acids.
AUGGAUGACCAUCACGACGUGCCGUCCGAGGCCCCGCCGCCCUACCAGGAAGUCGCUACCUCGGGCUACUAUGUCUCGGAGAGCGCAGACGUCAGAGACAAUGGCCGCAUCGACAUCGACGUCGACUCCAAGCUGGCCAAGGUGCUGGCGCGCAUGAUCCCAAAGGAAGAAGAAGGCCCGCCCAGCUACACGGCCAAACGCUCAACUUUCCCCGUACGACUCAACAUUGUCAUCCAAGUCGUAGGCAGCCGGGGCGAUGUGCAGCCUUUCAUUGCGCUGGGCAACGAGCUGCAGCGCCACGGCCACCGCGUGCGGCUGGCGACGCACGACGUCUUCGACAGCUUCGUGCGCGGCGCCGGGCUCGAGUUCUACGGCAUCGGCGGCGACCCGGCCGAGUUGAUGGCCUACAUGGUCAAGAACCCGGGCCUGCUGCCCAGCAUGGCCAGCCUGCGCGGCGGCGACAUCCAGCGCAAGCGCCUGAUGGUCGCCGACAUGCUGGACGGCUGCUGGCGCUCCUGCAUCGAGCCCGACGCCGUGUCGGGCGCCCCCUUUGUCGCCGACGCCAUUAUCGCGAACCCCCCGAGCUUUGCUCAUGUCCACUGCGCCCAGGCCCUGGCUGUCCCUGUCCACCUCAUGUUCACCAUGCCGUGGAGCUGCACGCGCGCCUUUCCGCACCCGCUCGCCAACCUCAAGCACUCGGACACGGAUCCCAAAAUCGCAAACUUCAUCUCGUACGGCAUCGUCGAGUUCAUGACCUGGCAGGGACUGGGCGACGUCAUCAACAAAUGGCGGCGCCAAACACUCGACCUCGAGGCAGUGCCCAACAGCGAAGGCCCCAACCUGGCCGAGACGCUCAAAGUGCCCUUUACGUACUGCUGGUCGCCGGCGCUGGUGCCCAAGCCCGCCGACUGGCCCUCGCACAUCGACAUCUGCGGCUUCUUCUUCCGCGACCCGCCCUCCUACACGCCCCCGCCCGAGCUCGACGCCUUCCUGCGCGCCGGCCCGCCCCCCGUCUACAUCGGCUUCGGCAGCAUCGUCAUCGACGACCCGGAGAAGAUGACGGCCAUGAUCCUGUCGGCGGUGCGGGCGGCAGGCGCGCGCGCCAUCAUCUCCCGCGGCUGGAGCAAUCUCGGCGGCGAGGCGGCUCCCCCAGGCGUGUUGUAUCUCGGCGACUGCCCGCACGAGUGGCUCUUCCAGCACGUCGCGGCCGUGGUGCACCACGGCGGCGCCGGCACCACGGCCUGCGGCUUGCUCAACGGCAAGCCCACCACCAUCGUGCCCUUUUUCGGCGACCAGCCCUUCUGGGGCCGCAUGGUCGCGGCUCGCAACGCCGGGCCUAGCCCUAUCCCAUACAAAGCGAUGACGGCGGAGCGGCUGGCCGGCGCAAUAGCCUUCUGCUUGACGGCGGAGGCCAGCGCGGCGGCGCAGGAGAUAGCAGCGAGGAUGCGCGGCGAGGCGGGCGUCAAGGCCGCUGUCGCGUCGUUCCAUGGCGCGUUGCCGCCGCUCGAGGUCAUGGCGUGCGAGAUGCUGGCGGACCAGGCAGCGGCGUGGACGUGUCGCUUGGGGAAGCGCAAGGUGCGGCUGUCCAAGGCUGCGGCGUGCGUGCUGGUGGAGGCGGGCAAGGUGGACCGGAAGAAGCUGAAGCUCCACGCCACCAAACCCUUCUACAUCGACAACAACCGCUGGGACCCCGUCACGGCCAUCACGGCCUCGGGCAUCGGCACCCUCGCCGACCUGACUGAAGACACGGCCGGCAUCUUCUUCAAGCCCUACGAGGAAUACAGGCGCGGCCGCGUACCCAAAGCCGUGGUGGCAUCGGCGCCCGACCUCUCCCUCGGCGAGUCGUCGAGCGCCGGCGCGGCAAGAGAAACGCAGACGCAGCGCAGCUUCGCCAUCGAGCGCAAGCCCGUCCCUGGGCAGGCCGGGACGGGCAAAGCGGGCCAGCCAAUCGGCGCCGACGCCUCCUCCCCAACCGCCCCCAGCACUGCCUCCUCCACAGCCAGCAACAGCACCAACGCGUCCCGCUCCAGGGCCGCGGCCAUGGCCGCCGCCUCCGCCACCUCCCUCGGCAGCUUCUUCGUGCACUACGCGCACGGCACGCUGGUCUCGCUCCCCCUCGCCGCGGCCGACGGCCUGCGCGCCGUCCCGCGCCUCUACGGAGCCUCAGUGUCCCCCCGCGCACCAAUCACAAACUGGCGCUCCGGCGUGUUGGUCGCGGGGCGCGAGUUCAGCACGGGCAUGGCGGCGGGCUUGACGGACGUGUUUACGGAGCCGGUUCGAGGCUUGCGGAGGGGCGAGGGCGGCGUGGGUGUUGCGAAGGGCCUGGGGAAGGGGGUUGUGGCGCUGGGCGCGAAGACGGGCGCCGCGGCCGUGGGGCUGGUCGCGUAUUCCGGGUUGGGGGUUGCGCGGAGUUUGAGGGGCGUUUUUGCGGGGGAGGUGCGGAGGCGCGUUGAGGGGAGUGUGUGGGGGGAGGGGGCGUGGUUGGUGGGUGUUGGUGUUGGUGUUGGUGAUGGGCUGGUGAUGGAGGAGGGGGAGGGGCGGGAGUAG